This is a messenger RNA of Eriocheir sinensis (Chinese mitten crab), 5877 nucleotides long. RefSeq names its product androgen-induced gene 1 protein-like. Bases 419 to 1117 code for a protein of 232 amino acids. NCBI's taxonomy places the organism in Eukaryota, Metazoa, Arthropoda, Malacostraca, Decapoda, Varunidae. Gene Ontology annotation, cellular component: membrane; endomembrane system. The record is from RefSeq and is a predicted model, not a curated record. The transcript has 6 exons.
CUAUGGCCUUUGGUCGGCACUCCGCUAAACCCUUCACAUCAUUUUCAAAGGCCAAAAGGGAGAUCAGUCGGGUUCUUAUGAAUGCUAUUCUAGCUCCAUGGUACAAAAGAAGGGUCAAACUACCGCCAUGGUCAUAAAACUACCUUUGGAAAUGCCUACUACGAAAGCCUUGUCAAAUAUGUGCCUGGGCCACGAGCGGUUGAAGACCAUGGCCCCAAGACGGGCAGGUGGUGGAUCAGCUGAUGGUCGUGACGUAACAAGUAAUCUUCCUGGCGGACGGUCAUCGCCGGUAGUUGUCAUCGUGACGGGACAUAACUGGACUGUUUUGAUAAGUGCGUUAGACUGAGCUCCAGUAUAAAUAAAACUUCGCCCUGCUCGAGGAACCACACAUUUUGGGCUUUGACUCAACACUUGUACCAUGAUGGAAAUGAGCAUUGGUUUCAUCUUCCAUCUAACACUUGUACUGGUCUAUGGAUAUGGUAUUAAUACCUACCUCUUUGGAUUGAAUCCCCCUGAAGAGAUUCUUAAGCUGCGUACUAUUGGAUAUGGACCAUUUAAGUACCUCACUUUCUGGGAUAUGCUGUUGCAGUUUACUUAUUUCUCUUUGGCCUUGUUGAAUGACCUUCUGGGAUACAGUGCCAGGAAGCGAUCAAGGAUGCGAGACCUGCAGGACUUUUUAUUCUCUACCAUUGUGUUUGCCAUUGGUUCAUUUGUUACAGUUUCUUUUUGGACACUGUACAACAUUGACAGAAAUUUGAUAUUCCCUGAAAUAUUUGAUGGAUGGUUCCCGACUUGGCUGAACCACAAUGUACACACCACGCCCCUGCUGGGAGUUCUGAUGGAGUCAUACUUGGAACUGCACUCCUUCCCCAAGCGUUCUAAGGGCUUUGGAAUGGUAGCCCUAUUUUCACUAGUGUAUUUGAUCUGGGUGUGCUUUAUUGCUUACCAGAGUGGCCACUGGGUGUAUCCUGUGCUGGCUUACCUGUCCUUGCCAAGCCGCACCCUUUUCAUCAUUGCCAUGGCCAUGCUCAUUAGCCUCAUAUAUCUGGUGGGAGAGAACUUCAACAAAAGGCUUUGGGGGACUGCCAUAUACCAAGUAAAACAGAAGGAAAAUUAAGAUGGUGUUUGCUGUCUCAGGGAGAACAACUAGUCGUUAUGUUCUGAACACAUGUUCUAUUUGUGUAAGUCAUUGUGAUAAACCCAGUAUGAUGUUUUCAAAUGUUGUUUCACUAUUGUUAUCAUUGGCCCUCAGCCAUAAAUAGUGUUAGGGGAAAGACUUAAUGGUUGCUUAAAGUUGUUUUAUGUUUUUUGUAUUUUUGGCUCUGAAAGUUUAAAAUUCUACUUAAAAAAAAAAAACUUAAUAUUAUUACAUAAACUCUUCCUUCUUCCCCAAAAUAAUCUUUAAUUGAAAAUUGGUAGCUGCUUUAGUAUGAGGGCCGUUUGUACUUUAGCGUGCAGUUUACCACCAUAUACAAUUCAGCAUGCACUUUACCUUGCUACAGGAGCUUAUCCUGCAGGAUAAUGAAAAACAAGCAGAAUAGUGCUGAUUAAAGGUUUUAUUAUUAUAUGACAUCAAUGAAAAUGAUCAAAAGGAACUACUUCAGUUUGCAAUUAAAUUUGUUGUUGAUAUUCGUAUACAGUACCCUCCCGAGCUUCGCGCUAUCCAAGUUUCAUGAUCCUCGAGUUUCGCGCUCAAUCCUAAAUUCUUACCAUCCCAACUUUCACACAUUAUCGCCCCGAAUUUUGCACUGCUUUGACAUGGGCGGGUCACGUCUACCUACCGUUGGCGUCACGCGCAAUUCCUUUAGGUGGUGUCACACUGGCCGUUUUCCUCCAACCGUUGGGGCUACUGGUAACUGCGGUUACCAGUGCGCCCAACCAGGAGCGAGUUGUCGGUGGUCCGUAAGAAUGGAAAAUGGUUGGGGGUACGAGCAACCGCGCGGCUGUAUGUAAACAAACAAACGACGGCAGUGGCUGAGGAGUGAGGAGCAGUGAAAAAUGGCCAACCAAGAAACUCGUAAAGUAGACUGGCAGAGCUGCUUUGUUUACUAUUUAAUCGAUACAGGGUGACUGCUUUGUUUGUGUUGUGAAUACAAACAACUGACCUUGGCCAUGUGUGACGCACACCCAGCAAAGUUGGAGUUGCCGGUCGCCCCUCACCAUUGAGGUUGGAGGAAAAAGGCCCAAUGUGACACCAGCAGCUUCAAGGCUAUAAAAUUAUAGUUUUUCGGGAAUUUCCCACCGAAAUUAUCUCCUGAAAAAUUUCUGCAUCAAAUUUAUCUUCAGGUUUGGUCACACAAAGGACUGUUGCAUUCUGGGAUAUGUCAGCUGAAAAGCAAAACAAACAAUGAAUACAGACGUAGCAGAGUUUGCUUUGUGGUGUUUGCUGAAGAAAUAGAAAAGAAAUGAAGAGAAAGCAUUUGUUGGUUCGUGAGUGGUUAGCUCGGAGACAAACGGAGUGUGUCACAGCUACGAGAACUUAGCAGUGAAGGCCCAGACACGAUGAGGCAGUGGCUAUGCUUGGACAAGACUCAAGUCCACGACCUGCUCAACCUGGUUACUCCCAGGGGCGUUUCUAGGGCCCAAAAACAUUUGGGGGUAAGACAAAAACAUCAGGGGCUAAAGUUUACAGUGAGCGAAAAAAAAAAAAAGAUGUGGGGAGGGUGACCUGUUUGUGUUCACCACCAUGCACCUAAGAUAAACACAUACAGCUAGACUCCCAGACUGUACAGGAAACUCCAAACUGCUCAAACUACUGGUAUAUGGCUUCAAAAUGUAAUCUUUAGUAUGAACUACAUCAAUAACAUCAGGUCCGUUCAAACAGUGGAGAAUAUUUAUUUAUUAUUUUUUGGAGGGAUAGGGGCCCGGGGCCCGGGGGUGAAAAAAAGAUUCGGGGAUAGAGUCAAAACAUUCGGGGCUCAAGCCCUGGAAGCCCAAGGCUAACGACGCCACUGGUUACUCCAAGCUUAUCUAGCUUCGUGGAACUCAUUGUAGUCUGGAAUAAACACGCAGAUAGCUACUGAACCGAUCAGCUGAUGCUCUUCUUCUUCUUGUGACCACAACUUACCGACCUCACGAGAAAAUAACCAACAUGCUGGUGACUGAGUUUCUGACUAGAAUUUCGAUGAGUUUCCCUUGAAAUGCAACCGACUUUGAAUUUCUGUACAAAAUUUCCAAGAAACUAGCAGUUGGGUGACCGUGUUCACAUGUGCUGGGGCGAGAUUCACAGAGAUGCGCACUAAUGGCCCGAGGUAAAAGCUACGAAUCAAUGAUUUAACUAUCAACGUUGACUUGAGAUUCACAAAGCUUUCGUUUCGUCAUAGUUAGAGGCUGCUGAUUGGAUGAGCGUCGUCGAUGACGUCAUCAGACUCGGCCAAUCACAAGCGUGUUUUCAGAACUGCUAGCCAAUCGUAAAGCAGCCAGCCGCCUUCAGCUACAGCUUCAAAACGACAAGCUCUCUCUUCAGAUUUUCUUCCUUUUUACACAGUACGUAUUUUGAGAUAACAAUUUGAGUAAAGUAGGAAAAAAAAGUCAGCUUCUCCACGGGCCGGAACAACUAAACAUUUUUCUGUGUUUUCAAUACCCCGAGUUUUGCAAUCCAAGAGUUUAACGCUAUACCUGCGGAAAGAAGCAAGCGCAAAACUCGGGAGGGUACUGUAAUGGAAAAAUGGUUUUCCCUGCCGAACAGACUAUGAAGUUUGGCACCCCUUUCGAGGACAGCAACGUAGGCUACAGGCCGGAAUUCCCCAUCUCUGUCACGCUUUUGUUUUUCUUGCAUGACACUACCACUUCAAUGACAAGGGUCUGCUGCUUGUGGUGUGUCCAGAAGAUGGUAUUCUCGUAGAUAUGAAAUUGCCGUUUCCUCCGUGAAAAUGACACGUCUUUAGAAGUCUUAACAGCAUUGCAGUAACUGUUAGCAGAAUGAAUUGAACUGAUGCUAUUGGCUUCAAUGCAAGGAGGAUAAUGCUGUGUGUGUUUUUUUUAUUUAUUUAUUUACGUGCCAGCCUAUAGUGCCGGUAGGCUUUCUUGAGGGGCCUGGUUGGUAGUCAGCCCCAGUCCGUCAAGGCACAGGCAAAUGUUUUAUAGUGGCGUCAUCUUUUCUUGAUUCAUGCUGCCCCCGGGAGCUCAUUCUUGAUUCACUUCGACUGUUUCUUCUAUAAUCUGGGUUGAUGGAUGUUCUUCAGGACAGCGUGUCUUAAGCCACUCGGCGGUGACUGAAAAAUCCAGGUGGUAGCGGUGGAUUCGAACCCGCGUCGUCUAGCAUGUGGUGAAUGCAGGGCCCUCACGCUAACCACUCAGCCACCGCCUACUCAUAUUACCUACCCGUUGGUUAUUCUUUUACAUGGACCAGUCAGGAACACUCAGGUAACAUGAAAUAAUGAUCUAACUGUGGUCAGAUCAUUACUCUGGUCAGACUAAGGUCUCCAGAGACAGGUCAGGUCAUUGAGCUGUCAGGUGAGGAGCACUCAGAUAGGCGGUGGCUGAGUGAUUAGUGUGCGGGCCCCGCAUUCACGGUGUUUUGGACGACUUGGGUUUGAAUCCCCCCACUACCACCUGGGAUUUUUCAGUCACAGCUGAGUGGCCUGAAGACCUCCCAUCAACCCAGACUCUAGAAGAAACCGUUCUGGUAAAUAAAGAAUGAGUUCCAGGGGGCAGCAAAUGCCAAGAAUAAAUGGCGCCACUAUAAAAAAUUGCCUGCGCCAUGAUGGGCUUGGGCCGACCACCAAGACCCUGAAGAAAGCCUACCUGCGCUAUAGGCUAACACGUAAAAAAAAAAAAUAAUAAUAAUAAUAAUAAUAAUAAUAAUAAUCAGAUGAAGUCUUGGGAGACAAGUCAGACCGGUAGACCGCACGUUGAUUGUUCUUUUACAUAGACUGGUCAGGAGCACUCAGGUAACAUGAAGUAACGAUAUGACUGUGGUCAGGUCAUUACUCUGGUCAUGCUAUUGGUGCAUACUGGGGUAGACUACAUAUACUGAGGUAGGCUGCGUCCUUAAGUAGCACCGAAAAUUGUUACUGAUGUUAGAUUUUAUAUACAACUAAAAAAGUAAAGAUAUAGGUAUUAGUUUUAACCCACUGUCCUGAGUUUUGAGAAAUUAACUAAUAAUCAUUUCACUAUUCAGAUACCUGUAAUUACAAUACUCUUAGGUAUCUGGAAAUAUGCUGUGUCACUUAGGAUUGGUAAGAUACUGACUGUACUUUGAUAGUUUUUUUAACAUUGUUAUUGAUCUCUGCUGCCCUCUCCAAGUGUUGCAUCAUAAAGGAAAGGUGUCAUGCCUGCCUACUAUUCACCAUAGCUAGAUGAUUUGUCAUCUUAUUUUUCUUGUUACCUCAUUUUAGUUUUAGAGAUAUGUCAUGCUUUUGCAUGUUUCUUGUCUUCACUUGUUUGACUGGAAGUGUUUCCAUUAUUUCUUUGUAAACGUUCUGUAGAGAUUACUCCUUAAAGCAGCUAAAGUUAAGUUAGUGCUGCCCUCUAUGCUCAGGCCAUUGGAAUCAGCAAGCAAGCAAUACUCUCAUAAUAUACAAACCUACUAUUAAUUUAUCACUUUACUUAUUUUUUUUAACAAGUGAGGGGCAUCCCCAUGCCCAUUGUUCUUAACUGCAAACAUUGUAAAAAGCAAAGUUUCACACCGAAUCCAAUUGUGCAACAAAAAUAUGUAUCUUUCCCAAGAUACUUCACAUAAUGGGGGACCAGCUGUUGCACAACUUGGGAAGUGUCCACAUUCCUUAAUUUUUUACACAAAACUCUGCUUUAUGGUGCAGCUCUAAACACUUCUCCAUGUUGGGUGCAUGCAUUAAUACAAUGCAGAUCCAAUUAGUUUAUAUCUUCAUGCUUGUACUUUAGAUACUGAAAUGUUUUUAAUAGAAUCUUACAUGA